UUCACGCGACUAUCGGACAUACUUCUUGUUGACGUCUCCUCGGAAACAGCCUCAACAUGCUGAACAAAUCACGUAAUGAAUAAUGAUCCACCGUGAAAACGUCACAUAUGCGAGCCUCGACGGACUAUUACAUACGCCAUUUCUCCGCACGAAUCAUGAUAUUGGUGCUCCAUAUCGCAUCUCGCGGUAGUGCUCAAGCCGCAGAAUGCGGCAUCGGAAGGAAGGAAGUGAGGAACGAACGCAUCGUGGGUGGUACACAAGCUGCUCCAGGCGAAUUUCCGUGGCAAGUGGCUGUGUUCAAACGCGGCCAUUUUGCCUGCGCCGCCUCGGUUAUCGACGAAGCCUGGGUCGUCACGGCUGCGCAUUGCGCGGAUUUAGAUCUCGGUUCGUACUAUCUUCUGUUUGGAAAAGAAGAACUGCUGCCAUUCGAGAAAACACAACAAAUGAGGGCUAUCAAUAAGAUUCGUAUCCAUCCGAAUUACAGCCUUAAAACCAUGGAAUACGAUGUCGCCUUGAUGAGGCUAUCGGAGCCUCUGAUUUUCACCGAUUACAUAGCACCCGUAUGUCUGCCAGAAGUCCACGAAGAUUACACCAAUUUGACAUGCACGGCGACUGGCUGGGGGUACAUGGAGAAAGAUAAAAGUCCCGCUCGCCUUCUGCAGAAAGUAGACCUUCCCAUUUGGAGUAACAAAGACUGUGCCGCCAUUCAUGAACAUUACAAGAAUGUAAGCGAUGCGACCCUUUGCGCCGGUUAUCGAGGUGGCGGACGAAGCAUUUGCUACGGCGACUCUGGAGGUCCUUUGGUGUGUCGAAGGACGAACGCCGGUUGGGUUCUCAUCGGAAUCAGUUCCUGGGUGGAUAUCUGCGCCGCACCCAACCAACCUGCGGUGUUUGUCCGAGUGACCUCUGUGGUGAACUGGGUUCUUUCUACGACACGUGAUCAUAAUUAAACAUAAACUCGGA
This is a messenger RNA of Ornithodoros turicata, 963 nucleotides long. Its product is annotated as prostasin-like. Gene Ontology annotation, molecular function: serine-type endopeptidase activity. The record is from RefSeq and is a predicted model, not a curated record. Bases 108 to 950 code for a protein of 280 amino acids. The transcript has 6 exons. NCBI's taxonomy places the organism in Eukaryota, Metazoa, Arthropoda, Arachnida, Ixodida, Argasidae. Gene Ontology annotation, biological process: proteolysis.